Molecule: messenger RNA, 268 nt
Organism: Racocetra persica
Lineage: Eukaryota; Fungi; Glomeromycota; Glomeromycetes; Diversisporales; Gigasporaceae
Source: the annotation of a GenBank genome assembly
ACUGGUAACAAUGAUAAAGUGCAUCCUGAUAAUAACGAUAAAAUAUAUUCUGUUAACCAUGAUGAAACACAGCCUAGUAGCAAUAACGAAGUGAAUCCUAAUAGCAAUGAUGUAGUGUAUCAUAUUAGCAAUAAUAAAGUACGAUCUAAUAUUAGAAGCAUAAAUAAUUUAAGCUUGAGCAAUGAUAGCAGUAAUGAAAUAUUAUUCAAUAAGCAUAAUAAUGAUAUAAGUAGUUCAAAUAGCAAUAAACCUUUACUUAAUUCUGAAG